Messenger RNA from Scaptodrosophila lebanonensis, 683 nucleotides. RefSeq lists its product as uncharacterized. Bases 65 to 595 code for a protein of 176 amino acids. NCBI's taxonomy places the organism in Eukaryota, Metazoa, Arthropoda, Insecta, Diptera, Drosophilidae. The transcript is spliced from 2 exons. The record is from RefSeq and is a predicted model, not a curated record.
GAAUGAACAGCACCUGAGGUCCACUCAGAAGAAAACGAAAUUCAAUAGAUCAAGUAUAAAAACGAUGAAGUGUGCAAUUAUUUUGUUUGCUCUCGGUGUCGCCAGCGUUAGCGCUCAGGCCCAGCCGGUGGCUGGAGGUUACGGUCCUGUCAAUCCCUUUGCAGCCUCAAAUCCUUAUGCGGUUGCAUUUAAUCCCUACCUUUCUGGUAUUUUCGGAGGCGCUAUCGGCGGAACUAUCGGAGGAUCUGGAGUUGGCGUUAGUGGUGGCGUAGCUACUGCUCCACCAUUUGCUGGCCUAUCCAUACCUGUGUUUUUCCAAUCGAUUGUGUUGCAAAGGGAGGCUGAGCGUUUGCUCACCCAAGUCGGUUUUCCUACCGAUCUGACGGAGCGCGUCCAGGAUGUGGUGGCCGAUACACAGGAAGGUUUCGCAGGCUGCCAGACACCAGGCUCACUGCCUUGGCUGCAGAUACGCUGUGUCAAGCCUCUAUUGACUGCUGCCAAGGACCAGCUGAAGCUCAUCGACGAUGAGUGGCAAGCGCGCCAGGCUGCUGCUGCUGCUUCAAGCACUGUGGCUCCUAGCAGUGCAGCGGCUUAGGUCGCAAAUGAGAAACUUUUUGUAACAAUAAUACACCAACAUAGAUUCUUUGUCCAAUAAAUAACAACUUAUGAUUUCAUCGAAGGUA